Molecule: messenger RNA, 834 nt
Organism: Cylindrotheca closterium
Lineage: Eukaryota; Bacillariophyta; Bacillariophyceae; Bacillariales; Bacillariaceae
Source: the annotation of a GenBank genome assembly
AUGAUGAACAGGAUACGGAGAAGUCGUAAAUACCUCUUUGGUCUGAUCUUCAGCAUCUUGCUAUGUUCAAGUUCUGCCCUUCAAUCACCAGUUGCAAGAAUCACCAAUCAAGUCAAAACUGGAUACAGUCGACGAGUUGCUGCUGAUCCUUCCUUUCCAGCAAAGUCUGUUACGGAAGUCAUUUUGGCAGCUGGAACUCAGCUGGCAGCAGAAUGGAAUCGACGAGGUGCCAGUAGGCUCUUGCCGGAGAUUGAUUUUGUACUGCCAGGAGUUUUGACUGCCGUCUUUGGCAAAUAUUACAGUAUGUGGAGAGUUGCCAAGACCAUUGAUGACCAAUCAUCCAAGCCGGUUUCUUCAGAAGCGACAGAGGCCAAAGAUCAAAUGCUAUUCAAUCUCGCUGUUCCAACAAAUGCCUUUCAGGUGUACAUGUUGGAUGGUGUGACAAAACCAACGCCGAUUCAGCGAGCAGGAUCCAUGAUAGCGCCCAUGCUCCCUCUCUUUCGUGCUGGAUUUAUCGCGUCGAUGGUCGGCUACGGUAUUGCUGCUGUCUUCAUUGCGCUCCGGUCUGUCCUUUUGCCAUCAUACGUACCAGCAACACAGAGUAUCAAUAUCUUGCAUGCAUCCGUGUAUACGGGUUGCUUCAUGGCAAUCGUCUCCAAUGUCCGCUAUCAGGUGUUGCAAGGAGUUGUCGAACCAUUGAUUGAAUACUCAUUUCAUAAGCUACCAGCGGUACGAUCUUUGCUAAUAUUGCUUGUGCGAUGGCUCAAUGGCUUGCUUGGAUCGGUUCUGGCCAUUUCUGGAAUGAGAUUCUUCGGUCUUCAAAAGCUAAAAUGA